This is a messenger RNA of Hansenula anomala, 963 nucleotides long. RefSeq lists its product as uncharacterized. The transcript is spliced from 2 exons. Lineage: Eukaryota; Fungi; Ascomycota; Saccharomycetes; Phaffomycetales; Wickerhamomycetaceae. The annotation marks the transcript as partial. The record is from RefSeq and is a predicted model, not a curated record. Gene Ontology annotation, biological process: protein ubiquitination; mitotic spindle assembly checkpoint signaling; ubiquitin-dependent protein catabolic process. Gene Ontology annotation, molecular function: protein binding; ubiquitin protein ligase activity. Gene Ontology annotation, cellular component: cell division site; mitotic spindle pole body; ubiquitin ligase complex.
AAUAGAAGAAGAGGCUCUUCAUUUGGUAAUUUCACUUCAAACUUGUUUUCAAAUAUUACAAACUCAUUAAGAAAUACUUCAUCAUCAAACCUGUCAAAUAAUAAUGGCGGAAAUCGCUCAAGAGCAACUGCUAAUGAUAGUACUUUUGAUCAAUCGAUGCUAGCUUCAACCCCAAUAGAAGAAUCAAGAUUAUUACAAGGCCAAACAAGAUCAAACUCAUUAGCUCAACAUCAAAACAAACAAGAUACUGAUGGAACAUAUUCUAUUAGGUUAACCCCAUUUAUCGAUCAUUCUUCAACUUCUUCAGGUUUAUAUUUCAGUCCAGUUUUGAGAAAGACAAAACCUGCUACAAAAUUAUCAAUCGGUAGAUAUACUGAUAAAGUUAGAGAAGCUGCUCAAGCCCCACCUGGUUCUGAUGCUCCAGUUGUUUUCAAAUCAAAAGUUGUUUCAAGAACUCAUGCUGAAUUUUUGGUUGAUACUGAAGGGAAUUGGUACAUUAGAGAUUUAAAAUCAUCUUCUGGUACUUUUUUGAACCAUAUCAGAUUGAGUCCUGCUAAUGAAGAAAGUGCAGUUACUCCUAUAAAUAAUGGGGAUGUUUUACAAUUAGGUAUGGAUUUCAGAGGUGGUGUGGAGGAUAUUUUCAAAUGUGUCAAGAUGAGAGUUGAAAUGAAUAAAUCAUGGCAAAGAAAAGCAAAUCAAUUUAGUAAAGAAGCUCAUGAAAAAUUAAGAACUUUGGCUUUAUUAAAUGAAAAUACUGAAUUGAGUGAAUGUGCCAUAUGUUUAUUGAAGAUUAAACCGUGUCAAGCCGUUUUCAUAAGUCCUUGUUCUCAUUGUUGGCAUUAUAAAUGUAUACGACCAAUUGUGGUUAAAAGUUAUCCUCAGUUCUUGUGUCCAAAUUGUCGUGAAACUUGUGAUUUAGAAGCUGAUCUGGAUGAAGAAGAUGAAAGUGAAGAGGAAGAUGAU